CAACAACUGUCUGGAAAUAUGUACUGGAUCGGUAGCUAUAUCCCAUCGUUAUUUGUACAGACUGGAAGAAAACAGUACAAAGUGGAACUUCCUCGUGCUCCAGCACGUAGUACGGCCCUGUCUUCGUCCGACACCUCAUUCUGCAAUCUGCUCGCACUCUCUCAUUUCGACUCAAGUGCCCUAGCUGUUGACCCAAACGACAAAAAAAUGCGCCUCACAUGCAUCCUUGCAGUGCUAGUCGCGGUCACUUUCCACGCCACUGGUAAUGCCAAUUCUGCGGUUGCGGGCAAGGGCUUCGAAUGAAUAUGGUGUUGACAUGAUCACCACGACCGCAAUUUUCGUCGAGAAUCCACGACGAAAGCAUCUCUUCAUACUCGGUGCUGAUGCCACCUCACAAGAAGCCUUUCACCGUGUGGUCGUGCUUCAUCCACGUGGCUUCCCCCUUCUUCCGCGCCAAGUAGAGCGUCAAUCUGGCUGGAUCAACUUUGAAGCGAUCAUCGACGUCUUUCUUCUCGUUCACAUGGCCUUCUGCAGCGCGCUCACUUUCGCGUUGCUCGCUAUCUUCACGGGAAACACAGUCCCUUCGCCGUAUACCGCGCACUCCAACUCGACCUCUGCCAUCUUCGUGCGGAAAGUUCUCGACUGA
Messenger RNA from Phytophthora infestans T30-4, 646 nucleotides. RefSeq lists its product as uncharacterized. Lineage: Eukaryota; Oomycota; Peronosporomycetes; Peronosporales; Peronosporaceae. The record is from RefSeq and is a predicted model, not a curated record. Bases 317 to 646 code for a protein of 109 amino acids. The transcript has a single exon.